ACUAAACAAAGUGCGUAGUAUUGAUAUUCAGAAUAACCUUGCCGAUCAAUAUAUGGAACUAUUUUGUUGUGUUUUGUAGCCUAGCAGAUUUUGUACACUUUUUGGCAUCUUAAAUGGCCUAAAGAUCAACUGCAUACAAUGGGAUCAUUUGCAUGUAGAUUCAUUUGGCACAACCUACAGCCAAGCUGAAAUAUCACACUGAAGUAACAACUCGAUUAUAUCAAGACACACGUGAUCAUUAUGGCAUCGGCAUCCUCGAGCCAUGAUGAUGAAUUCACAGAUCUACUAGAAUGCAGGGUCUGUUUGGGAAACCUAACUGACCCACGGAUACUACCAUGUCACCAUUCUUUCUGUCUACAAUGCCUACAGGAAAUAGCAAGGAGAAGUUUCCGGAAUAGUAUCAAAUGUCCAGAAUGCCGUGCACUUUCGACUUUACCAUCUGAGGGAAUUAAAGGACUCAAAAAGGACUUCAUUCGCAACACAAUAAUAGAAAAAGUCACCAAAUCAAAAGGUGCACAAGUAAAGUCCAAAUAUUGUGAAAAACACCCAGAUGAACUCCUCAAAUUAUACUGCCAGAUUGAUAAUAGUAUUAUAUGCUAUGAAUGCCGAGCUUAUGAACAUGAUGAUCACAGGAAUUCUAUCAUCAAAAUCAAAGAAGCUGCACAAUCUAAAAUGAACCCCACGCGUGAAGGUAUAGCAUCAAUUUUGGAAACCCUUGAUGCUAUUAUCAAGGACAAAUCUAAUUUUGCUAAUCGACCAGAUCCAAAUGAGCUUGACAUUCUCCAGUUGUCCAAAGUUGAACAAGAGAGCAUGAUGACCCAUUUGAAAUUUCUUGAGGAUAACGGUCGAUAUCUAGAACUUCUUGAAACUUGUCUUGGACUGGUGGUUCAAAUAUCAGAUGUAAAAAAACAGUGGGAUCAAAUUAAAAGCCAAACUUUAAGUCAAAGGAGGAGUAAAACUCACGAUUUCACUGCAGGUCAAAGUGCAAAUCAUAGUUUCAGUGCAGGUCAAAGUGCAAAUCACGGUUUCAGUGCAGGUCAAAGUGCAAAUCAUGGUUUCAGGGCAGGUCAAAGUGCAAAUCAUGGUUUCAGUGAAAGUCAAAGUGCAAAUCAUGGUUUCAGAGCAGGUCAAAGUGCAAAUCAUGGUUUCAGAGCAGGUCAAAGUGCAAAUCAUGGAUUCAGUGCAGGUCAAAGUGCAAAUCAUGGUUUCAGUGCAAGUCAAAGUGGAAAUCAGGGCUUCAGUGCAGGCCAAAGAGAAAACCAAUGUUUUAGUACUAGUCAAGAUUCAAUGCAGGGAUA
Molecule: messenger RNA, 1298 nt
Organism: Owenia fusiformis
Lineage: Eukaryota; Metazoa; Annelida; Polychaeta; Sabellida; Oweniidae
Source: the annotation of a GenBank genome assembly